AUGUCGAAAUUAAUGAUAUGGAAGCAAGAAGCGCCUGCGAACUGCUACACUUGCUGUACAGCGACUCUAAAGGAAGGAAAUGUUACCGCGGAAUCAUUCGGAAGAUCUUGGAACAGAAGGCUGUCACCUUUGAUAUGGCGUGUACCUAUAUGUAUAUGGGCGCUAGCUAUAAUCUGCUGGUCGACUAUAUGCUUCUGGGGACCAAGAGAGAAGUUCCUAUUAUAUAUGACGCAUUGGGGUCUAGUAAUGAUUCUGAUUGAGUCCGUAUUCGGUAUCUUAGUAGCUGUAAAAACGAUGCGCGGUCAUCUAGCAGAUCCUUCCCGAGGUCUGCCAUGGUACGUGAAGAUGUACUGGGUCCUGUACAACAUCACAGUGCCGCUUGCUUUCCUCAUUACGCUCUUCUACUGGGCCAUACUGAGAGCACCUGGAAGAAAGAUGAACUACGCUCCAAAUCCUAUCCUGGACGUGAUGCUACACGGAGUCAACUCUGGUCUGAUGUUCGUGGAACUAGUGAUGUCAAUUCAACCCAGUCGUUUAGUGAACAUCAUGCAGCCGCUCUACUUCUCCGGGGUGUACUUAUUGUUCACCAUGAUUUACUACGCCGCCGGUGGGCUUGACCCAUGGGGCAAUGCUUUCAUAUAUCCAGUGAUAGACUGGUCAAAGCCAGUUCAGACGCUAGUGGUGGUGACGCUGACGGCUCUGUUCCUGGGGCUGAUGCACAUCCUCGCUGUAGUGGUAGCAUCCAUCCGAGACUUCAUCAUACGAAAAUUUGAUAAAGACAAAAGCGGAGAAUACAACGACGGUUUCGAAGCCUGA
This is a messenger RNA of Danaus chrysippus (African queen), 816 nucleotides long. The record is from the annotation of a GenBank genome assembly. NCBI's taxonomy places the organism in Eukaryota, Metazoa, Arthropoda, Insecta, Lepidoptera, Nymphalidae.